AUGAUUAAAAAACCAUAAUUGUUGAAUUUAUUAAAGUCAACCACUGAUAAAGUGGAAGAAGUCUCUUCUAAAUAAGAAAAGCCAUAAAGUGAAAAUUAAUUUGAUAUAUCUUAAAGUAAACUCUUUAAAAUUAUAAAGAAUUAUUGUAUGCUUUAGAAAAACCAACUAUCAAUACAAAAAAUGCAAAUAGCUGUAGAAAUAGUACUGGAAGAUUAUCAGCAUUUGAUUUUUUGAAUUCUAGUACAACAAAAGCAAAUGAAAAGAAAACUUUCUCAAUUACAUUAAAUUAUUUUAAAAAUGAAAAAAAUAACGUUGUAUUAGCGAGAAAGUCUACUAAUCUUUAUGGAUUCUCAAAAGUGUCAUCAAAGGUGAGAUGA
Messenger RNA from Paramecium sonneborni, 377 nucleotides. The record is from the annotation of a GenBank genome assembly. NCBI's taxonomy places the organism in Eukaryota, Ciliophora, Oligohymenophorea, Peniculida, Parameciidae.